AACUCCUUUUCUUCUACCUUGCGGGGUGCGACAUUUUCUUUUGAGUUUUGGAGAACUUUUCCUACCCUAAUUUCUCUGCCUUCCAGCAGCCCAGCCUUUGAUAAUCGUCCGCUCCGUCGCUCCGUCGCAGCACCUCUUGCCAGCAGCCACGAUCAACAUUGCACUGAGGGAGAGAUGCCGGUGAUGCAGAAGCUGAGGAUGUUUGUAGUGCAAGAGCCAGUCGUCGCAGCUUCUUGCCUCAUUGCUGGCGUCGGCCUGUUUCUUCCAGCAGUUGUUAGGCCCAUCCUUGACUCCUUUGAAGCAUCUAAACAAGUUCCCCAGCCCGCUUUAAGUGAUGUGGUUGCGGGUAUGACUGGAAAGAAACAAGGGUGAUGGUGUUUGUUGCCGACAAAAUCUCAAAUGCCCCCCCGCCUCCUUUGCACUUGAUUUUACUCUCAUCAGCAAUGUAAUAAGCCUGAUUGUCACAUAUUCGGGGUGAAUUAAAUGAUACUAUUAGCGUAUCAAAAUCUUCUUAUUGUGCAAGGCAUAUGAAUUAUGAAUGGCUAAGGUUCACUUGAACCCUAACUAAUGCAUUCUUACAUUCAACUUGAAAAUCUAGCAGUAUGUAUCUCUUCCUGCUACAUUUUUGUUUCAAUUUAUGAAUGAGAAAUGCUGUCUAAGA
Juglans microcarpa x Juglans regia is the source of this 661-nucleotide messenger RNA. RefSeq lists its product as uncharacterized. Bases 175 to 372 code for a protein of 65 amino acids. NCBI's taxonomy places the organism in Eukaryota, Viridiplantae, Streptophyta, Magnoliopsida, Fagales, Juglandaceae. The transcript is spliced from 5 exons. The record is from RefSeq and is a predicted model, not a curated record.